Molecule: messenger RNA, 2445 nt
Organism: Etheostoma cragini (Arkansas darter)
Lineage: Eukaryota; Metazoa; Chordata; Actinopteri; Perciformes; Percidae
Gene: micu1
Product: mitochondrial calcium uptake 1
Exons: 14
Coding region: 245-1726 (493 amino acids)
Biological process (GO): mitochondrial calcium ion homeostasis; calcium import into the mitochondrion
Cellular component (GO): uniplex complex
Molecular function (GO): calcium ion binding
Source: RefSeq, a predicted model, not a curated record
GUUGAAGCUACAAUACUCAGACAAUAAAUGCAUCCCCAGCAGUGGUGGGACGGAGCCCUACUAAACAUGGGGCGGGGUGCGGAUUGCCCCACCCCCGCUGGCUGCACCACUGUUGGUGAACACGGAACUGCUGUUUGCGCUGCGCACCAUCUCUGCAGACACAAGUAGGAAAGACGUAACGUUACUCUGAAAAGACGAAGACAUCCUUAUUUUGGACUGACUGGUGUUUGUGUUGUCCCUAACGAUGUUAAGCUUGCGGGCGCUGUCCGCUGUUUCAGUGGGACUAGUGCAGUUGUCCCGGCGCUACCACAGUGGAGCAGUGCGAGGGUCUGGCCGGAGGAGGCUGAUGCUGGCAGCCCUGGCUGGGGUGACUGGUGUCUCUGCUAGUGCUGGGCUGCUCUGGAACAGAGCAUAUGCAGAGGCUGGGCCUUCCGUCCGACACUCUGAGCAGCCAGGUGGAGAGGGGGUGGAUUUCGUGAGGAAUGCAGAAUCUGAGGCCGAGUCAGAGAAAUCGGUGGAGGCCAGCAGUGGAGACGAAGAAGCAAAUGAAGGUGGUGAGGAAAAAAAAAAGAAGCCACGCUCUGGAUUCCGUGACCGCAAGGUGAUGGAGUAUGAGAACAGGAUAAGAGCCUACUCAACUCCAGACAAGAUUUUCCGCUACUUUGCCACGCUGAAGGUCAUCGGGGAGCAUGGAGAUGCUGAGGUUUACAUGACGCCCCAGGACUUCAUACGCUCCAUCACACCUAAUGAGAAGCAGCCUGAGAACCUAGGCCUUGAUCAGUUUGUUGUGAAGCGAUAUGAUGGAAAGGACUUCUGGCAGAUGGAGAAGAUUGCCCAGGAGAGGGAGAAGUUUGCAGAUGAGGACAGCAUAUUUUUCACAUUGGGAGAAUGUGGCCUUAUCUCCUUCUCUGACUACAUCUUCCUCACCACGGUGCUGUCCACUCCCCAAAGGAACUUUGAGAUUGCUUUCAAGAUGUUUGAUUUGAACGGUGACGGAGAGGUGGAUCUGGAGGAGUUUGAACAAGUCCAGAGUAUCAUUCGUUCCCAGACCAGUAUGGGAAUGCGACACCGUGACCGCUCCACCACGGGAAACACCCUGAAGACGGCCGGCUGCAGCUCUGCUCUCACCACGUACUUCUUUGGAGAAGACCUGAAGGGAAAACUUACCAUCGGCAGCUUUCUGGAGUUUCAGAGGAAGCUGCAGCACGAUGUGCUCAAACUAGAGUUCGAGAGGAAUGAUCCUGUGAACGGCAGAAUCAGCGAGAGACAGUUUGGCGGGAUGCUGCUGGCCUAUAGUGGCGUCCAGUCUCGGAAACUCAAGCAGAUGCAGAAGGGCUUGAAGAAGAUGUUCAAGGAUGCACAGGGCAUCACAUUUGAGGAGGUGGAAAAUUUCUUCACUUUCCUAAAGAACGUGAAUGACGUGGACACAGCCCUCAGUUUCUACCACAUGGCCGGAGCCUCCAUAGAUAAAGUUACCAUGAAGCAGGUGGCCCGCACCGUGGCCAAAGUGGAGCUGUCAGAUCAUGUGUGUGACGUGGUGUUCGCUCUGUUCGACUGCGACGGAAAUGGAGAGCUUAGUAAUAGGGAGUUCAUAGCCAUCAUGAAGCAGCGGCUCAUGCGUGGGCUGGAGAAACCCAAGGACAUGGGCUUCACUCGGUUGGUGCGGGCCAUGUGGAAGUGUGCCCAGGAUACCGCCUGGGACUUUGCCAUACCAAAAACACAAUAAAGACAGGAGGCACCGUAUGAGUGGGAGAGAAAGACAGCGUGUGAAGAAAGCAACAACACUAGUAGCAUCAAAGACACAUUACCUUCAACACGAUUAGUUCAAUGAACUCAUUUGGGCUGCAGCUCUGAGGGGCGUCAUCAUUAGUCAUGAAUGCAUGUAGCUGUGUUUCAAACUAUCAAUAUGGUGACUGAAGCAUGCUGACGCAGCACACUGUGUCCUGUAUGGCUUCUCUACUGUGGCUGUCCAAGACAUCAUGGGUAUUUCCCAAUGUAUUUUAAUAUAUACAAGGUUUGUAUGUUUACUUUUGCCAUAUUCUAGAGAGGAAUGCUGUGUCAGCAGGUGAGGAGCAAUCCUUUUGUCAAACGCUGAAAACAGCUUUUUUAUAUGUGCAUUUAAGAUGUUUUACUGCAAAAAGGCAAGUGGAAUCAGUCUGAUUUGACCUUUAGCUGUAACAGACCUUUAGUUACUUUUUUGGUGGGACAGAAAACAGAAGUCUGUAAUGUUGUUUGCACCUCUUCAUUCAGUCUGCUCACUCCAGCUGCAUCUUCACCUCUUAUUAUUUUGUCCCAUAAAAUAUCAAUUAUGCUUGUCUUGCUUUACAAUGUACUGUUCAAAGUGUAUUCUUCUAAUUACCAUUGUUCACUGAAACACUUUAUAAGACUACAUAAGAUGAAUGUUAAAAGAAAUGCUCUAUUAAAGAUGUUUUUAAUAAUUUAAAA